CUACUUUGUUAUGUAAUGAUAGCACGCGGGUCAGAUGGUGCACGAAAUCAAGAAAAUCAACCUUUAGUCUCUUUAAAAAAAUGCUCACGUGGCCUCAGACGGGAAAUCGGGAAUUACUCUGGUUUAAAGUAGUCUUCAUAUAGCCUGCAAAACAUGGCCACGGGGCCCUCGGGCCUGACCGUUCAUGCUCUGCGGGUGGGGCCCGGCCAGGAGCUCCUCGGUGCCCUGACCUCCUUCGUGGAGGAGAGGAAGCUAAGGGCGCCCUUCGUCAUGACCUGCGUGGGCAGCGUCACCAAAGCAACGCUCCGGCUUGCAAACUCAACAGCAGGGAACAAUGAGGUGAUUCAUCUUCAGGAGCGGUUCGAAAUCGUCUCCUUGGUGGGCACCCUGAACAGGGAGGCCCACCUGCACAUCUGCCUGGCGGACAAAGACGGGCGCACCGUCGGGGGGCACGUGAUGGGCGACCUGGAGGUGUUCACCACCGCCGAAGUGGUCGUCGGCGAGGCCGGCGAUCUGGAGUUCGGCCGAGAGAUGGACGACCGCACCGGCUUUCCAGAGCUGGUCGUUAACUCGCGUUCUAAACACGCUUAAACACCCAAUCUCGCAUACAUCCCCCCCCCCCCCCCCCCCGCCCGCCCUCCCUCCGCCCUCCCUCCGCCCCUCUCUUGUGUGGAAUAAGCGCUGUGAAUAAAUUGGGCGAGUGCAUGCCCGCUCAGCUUAUUGCUUCUCUCCAGCGAUUCGGGCUCUUUUGAUCGAGCUGGUUCCCAAUCAAUUCUUCUGAGGCCGAGAGACGAGAGGUGAAAUAAUUUACGGGGAAACUCUUCAAAUGACUUGUCAUUAAUUCGCCUCUUCUUUGGCACUUGUUUGUGCAGAAUGAGAUGCGUUUGGCUUGCUCUGUCUAUUAGCGGCACUGCGCUCCAGAGAUUUUAACGGGCUGCUAGGCAUAACAAAUGAGGUGUGUGUGUGUGUGUGUGUGUGUGUGUGUGUGUCUGUAUGCGUGUGCGUGCGUGUGUGUGUGUAUGUGCGUGUGUGUGUGUG
Molecule: messenger RNA, 1038 nt
Organism: Anguilla anguilla (European eel)
Lineage: Eukaryota; Metazoa; Chordata; Actinopteri; Anguilliformes; Anguillidae
Product: bifunctional protein GlmU-like
Exons: 3
Coding region: 154-591 (145 amino acids)
Source: RefSeq, a predicted model, not a curated record